AAUAUUUGUCCAAAAUGGGCCGCAGAACCAGCACAAUCUUCUCCUUCUCGCUCUACUCAAUUACUCAGGAAGCUCGCUUUAGAAAAUGGUGCUUACUAAUUUCAAUGGCGUCGGCGUUGGAUUUGGUUUUGGCGUCGGCUGUGGCUUCGGUGUGGGAUGGGGUUUUGGAGGAGUGCCUUUGAAUGUGUUGGGUCUCGGUGCAGGAGGCGGAUGCGGGGUUGGUCUAGGCCUUGGAUGGGGAUUUGGCAAUGCAUUUGGCAGCAAGUAUAGAUCAUCUAGAGUCACAUUCCAGGGCAUAGAGUUUGAUUCAAAGGAAGAAACUGCUGCCAGUGGCGUCGGCGAGUCUAAAGCUUUGUUAAAACCCGCCGGCAAAUAGGUGGAUCACAAUAACACCUUUUGUACCUUCAGCUUUCACCGUUUCCUCAACAGACGAGGCUGUCUUUAGCAAAUUACGGAGUUUGCAGAUCUCUUGUCAACUCCGGUUGGUUCUUACUUCCAUUAUCUUAUGAAUAUUGGAUCGCUGGUGGAUAUCUGUUUCUCUCUGUUCUCAUUGUGGCUUACUGUGAUCAUGUAGUAGUGAUGCAAUUAAAAAACUUGGUCUAUUUAGACAAAAUGUGUUGAUGUUUAUAAAAAUAACACAUUUACUCUCAAUAUUUAAUGUAGUACUAUGACAAAAAAAACAAUUUUUUUAAUGUAAAAGUACCUUUUUCUUUUUA
Mercurialis annua (annual mercury) is the source of this 716-nucleotide messenger RNA. Its product is annotated as protein TRIGALACTOSYLDIACYLGLYCEROL 5, chloroplastic. The coding region runs from base 86 to 376 and encodes 96 amino acids. The record is from RefSeq and is a predicted model, not a curated record. The transcript has 4 exons. Lineage: Eukaryota; Viridiplantae; Streptophyta; Magnoliopsida; Malpighiales; Euphorbiaceae.